AUGUCUAAUUCGAUCUCACAACGAGCGCGUUCAGCUGCACUAAGAGAGAAGCUUAAAGAGAUUGCCCGACAAGAACGUGUCGCUGCAUCUAAUAGUCACAAUACCGAACCACAGAUUAUACAGAAAGCGGUCAGCAUUAGGCUCUGGCGUCUCAUGCAGCGCCGUCUUCGAGAUCCCUCAGCUGGGAAGAAACUUAAACCCAUACGAAUUACUGAUACAGCAUUGCCAUCGUCCGAGUUAGAUGGAGAUGUUUUGAGUUUUGAGCAGGAAGAUGAAAGUCAUACUUACAGUCAGUCUGAGGAUUUCGUGGAGCUAAACGGCGAAGAUGAAGAAGAUUUGCUGGAUGUCGAGUAUGAGAGUGAGUGGGAAGAUCUUUUCACAGAUCUGGAGAUAGGUGACUCUCCGGUUGAUGAUGAUAUGCUCGACUACCUUCACGACGAACAGCACGAUGGUCAUAAUGAGAUCACUGCUGGCUUGCUUGAGGAUGAGCUGUCUUUAGUCUCUGAAGAUAUGCUAGAGCUAUAG
This is a messenger RNA of Aureobasidium musti, 525 nucleotides long. The record is from the annotation of a GenBank genome assembly. NCBI's taxonomy places the organism in Eukaryota, Fungi, Ascomycota, Dothideomycetes, Dothideales, Saccotheciaceae.